UGCUGCGGCCGCGGCGCGGCAUGAGGAGGGAGGCGGCCGCCGGCGGCGAGCCGCCCCCGGCCGCCAAGCGCGCACGCGCGGGGAAGCCGCCCGCAGAGGGGCCCGAGGCCCCGGGCCUGCAGGAGGCCGCCGCGCGCGCGUGCGCCUCGGCGGCGGCCGGGCGGAGCCCCCUGCCCGCCCUGUGCAACGGCACCGUCCGGUGGUACAACGGCCGGCGGGCGCUCGGCUGCGUCAUCCCGGACGACGGCGCCGCGGACUUGUUCAUCCUGGGCGCGGUGCCCCGAACGGCACGCAGGUGCCCCCGCAGCCAGGCGGCCUGUUCCACGGCACGCGCGUGAGCUACACGCCGGUGGCGCUGGAGGCGGGAGCUGGCGGCGCGGGCAAGACGGUGUGCUUCAACACGCUGCCGCUGGCAGGGCAGGCCGGGCUCAGCGUGGGCGUCGAGUGCAUCGCCGCCGCCAAGGACAUCAACGACGACCGCGUCUGCGCCGCGGACCUGUGGGAGCUGGGCUUCCUCGCGGGUGUCUUCGACGGACACCGCGGCUUCUUGUGCUCCGACUUUGUGUCGCAGCAGAUGCCCAGCGCGGUGCUCGCAGCAUACCGUGCUCGAGCCAAGAAGGCCAGGAGCAUCGCGAGCCUGUCGGCCGCACAGGAGGCCUCGCUGAUCUGCGGUGCCAUCGAGGACGCCUUCGACGCCACCGACAGGGCGUGGCUGCAGCACGCCAAAAAGAGGGACCUCGUCGGGGGCUCCACCGGCCUCGUGGCGCUGCUGAGCCACGGCUUCGAGGCGCCCCCGGCUCCCCCGGCCCUGCGGCCAGGCACCGUGGCCGCCGCCCCCGGCGGUGUCGCCAAGCUGUUCGUGGCGUGGUGUGGCGACAGCCGCGCGGUGCUGUGCCGGGGCAGGCGGGGCGUGCGGCUGUCGGAGGACCACAAGCCCAGCACCGAGGCGGAGCGGGCGCGCAUACAGGCGGCGGGCGGGCACGUGAUGCAGGACCCCUGGGGCACGUGGCGCGUCGGCAGGGAGGAGGCGUCGAUGCUGAAGGAGCUGCAGCAGCUGCGGCAGCGGAAGGCGACGGAGCAGCGGGAGUCUUGGCUCCUGUCCACUUCCCGCUCGUUCGGGGACGUGGAGCUGAAGGUGCCUGACUCGCUGGUGAUCGCACAGCCAGAGGUUCGCGCCGUGGACCUCACCCCUGAGGACUGGGCGGUAGUCCUUGCAUGCGACGGGGUAUUCGACGUGCUGAGCGACCAAGAGGUGGCGGAAGUUGUACAGCAGCACCAUGCAGACCCAGUGCAGGCAGCCAAGGCUGUCGUCCAGCGGGCCAUCGACAAGGAGAGCCGCGACAACCUCACCGCCAUAGUGCUGCGCUUGGGCUGGUCUCCGGCGCCCGGAGUCCGCCGGACGAGCGCCGCGCUGGAUCCGAAUGUUGGGAUGUUUGGCUGAGCGCGCCCCUCUUACAAAGAGCGCCCGGGCGUGGCUCCUCCCCGCUCCGUCUCCCGCUGGAGACCGGGAAUGAGAGCGAGAGGCAUGUUGAGGAGGCUCUGCUGGGGCGGGUGGCAGUGGGGGG
Molecule: messenger RNA, 1565 nt
Organism: Prorocentrum cordatum
Lineage: Eukaryota; Dinophyceae; Prorocentrales; Prorocentraceae
Source: the annotation of a GenBank genome assembly